Molecule: messenger RNA, 4060 nt
Organism: Drosophila elegans
Lineage: Eukaryota; Metazoa; Arthropoda; Insecta; Diptera; Drosophilidae
Gene: Npc1a
Product: NPC intracellular cholesterol transporter 1
Exons: 12
Coding region: 105-3971 (1288 amino acids)
Cellular component (GO): membrane
Molecular function (GO): lipid carrier activity
Source: RefSeq, a predicted model, not a curated record
UAAGCUGAUAAGUAGUCAGUGGGAGUGUUUACAUUUAAUUGUAUACUUCAGUUAUUUUUUCACUCUCUCCUGUUUUGGGACCGAGGAUAUGCGAUUGUGACAGGAUGAGUUCAAGAUCCCCACUCAGGAGUACCGCUUUUGGAGUACACAUCCUUUUUGCCGCUGUACUCUUUACGUUAAUACAAUCAUCGAAACAGGACUGCGUUUGGUAUGGCGUAUGCAACACAAAUAUAUUUUCACACAGUCAAAACUGUCCCUACAAUGGAACAGCCAAAGAAAUGCCUGAAGACGGAUUGGAGCUGCUGAAACGACGAUGUGGUUUUUUGCUGGAGAACAGCGAGAAUAAAUUUUGCUGCGACAAGAAACAGGUGGAACUUUUGAAUAAAAAUGUAGAGCUGGCCGGUAAUAUUCUAGACAGAUGUCCAUCCUGCAUGGAAAACUUGGUUCGACACAUCUGCCAGUUUACUUGCUCACCGAAGCAAACAGAAUUCAUGCAUGUGGUGGCCACGGAAAAAAAUAAAGAAGAUGUUGAGUACAUCACUUCCGUGGAUUUGCAUAUAUCGACAGAAUAUAUCAACAAGACUUACAAAUCAUGCUCUCAGGUUUCUGUACCACAAACAGGUCAAUCAGCACUUGAUUUAAUGUGCGGAGCUUAUUCAGCAUCUCGCUGUAAUCCUACAAAAUGGUUUAAUUUUAUGGGGGACGCCGAAAAUCCAUAUGUACCUUUUCAAAUCACUUACGUUCAGCAUGAGCCCAAAGAUAAAGUCGAUACAUUUACGCCGUUAAACGUGACAACAAUUCCCUGCAACCAAGCGGUGAACAGCAAACUACCAGCAUGUUCGUGUUCGGAUUGUGACCUGUCAUGCCCGCAGGGACCUCCAGAACCUGCUCCUCCAGAACCAUUCAAAAUUGGAGGACUUGACGCCUAUUUCGUUAUUAUGGCCGCUGUGUUUGUUGUUGGAGUAAUAGUAUUCCUAAUGGGAUCGUUUUUAUUUACACAAGGUUCAUCAAUGGAUGAAAACUUUCAAGUAGACGGCAAUGAUGUUUCUGAUGAAACGGUCUAUUCGGAGGAAGAUUCAUAUUUUGAAAUACUGGGAGCUCAAACAGAGACUUUUUUGGAAAACUUGUUUACGAGAUGGGGAACGUUCUUUGCCAGCAAUCCAGGGGUGACAUUAAUUGCCGGAGCUUCGCUGGUUGUGAUUCUGGGAUAUGGCAUAAGCUUUAUUGAAAUCACAACGGAUCCGGUUAAACUUUGGGCGUCGCCAAAUUCAAAGUCCAGAGUGGAAAAAGAAUUUUUCGACACUAAAUUUUCGCCAUUCUACAGGCUUGAACAGAUCAUAAUCAAAGCAGUUGACUUGCCUCAAAUUUUUCACAAUACUUCAAAUGGCCCUUACACCUUUGGUCCUGUGUUUGACAGAGAGUUUCUGACGGAGGUGUUAAAUCUCCAAGAGAACAUAAAGCAAAUCAACGCCAAUGGCACAAUGUUAAAGGAUAUAUGCUUUUCCCCCUUAUCAGAUGACGGUAGUGAAAUCGAUGUGUCCAAAUGCGUUGUUCAAUCGAUUUGGGGGUACUUUAGCGAUGAUCCAUCAAGAUUGGAUGACCACGACGAGGAUAAUGGAUUUAAUGUAACCUAUUUGGAUGGCCUCUACGAUUGCAUAAGUAAUCCGUAUUUAUGCCUUGCUCCCUAUGGCGGCCCUGUAGAUCCAGCAAUAGCCUUUGGUGGUUUUCUGCCGUCCGGAGCCCAGCUGACGGGUAAUACAAAAUAUGAGCUAGCCAAUGCUCUUAUUCUGACAUUCUUGGUCAAGAAUCAUCACAACAGAACAGAUUUGCAGCCGGCCUUAAUGUGGGAGAAAAAGUUUGUAGAGUUUAUGACUAACUAUACCAAAAACAACAUGUCGAAGCACAUGGACAUAGCUUUCACUUCAGAGAGGUCGAUAGAAGACGAGCUGAAUAGAGAGUCCCAGUCAGAUGUUUUAACUAUUUUAGUGUCCUAUCUAAUUAUGUUCAUGUACAUUGCAAUAUCGCUGGGACAUGUUAAGGAAUUUAAAAGAGUUUUCAUCGACAGUAAAAUCACCCUUGGCAUAGGUGGUGUCAUCAUUGUAUUAGCCUCAGUAGUUUCCUCCGUUGGCAUUUUCGGUUACCUCGGCUUGCCGGCCACCCUCAUUAUUGUGGAAGUUAUACCCUUUUUAGUAUUAGCCGUUGGAGUGGACAACAUUUUUAUCCUUGUCCAAACUCACCAGCGCGAUCAACGCAAACCCAAUGAAACGCUUGAGCAGCAAAUUGGUCGAAUACUGGGUCGUGUUGGACCCAGCAUGCUGCUCACAUCCUUGAGUGAGAGCUUUUGCUUCUUCCUUGGUGGCCUUUCUGAUAUGCCAGCUGUAAGGGCUUUUGCUUUAUACGCUGGCGUAGCCCUUAUCAUUGACUUUUUAUUGCAAAUAACAUGUUUCGUAAGCCUAUUCACUUUAGAUACGAAACGCAAGGAGGAGAAUCGAAUGGAUAUCUGUUGUUUCAUCAAAGGAAAGAAGUCCGAUAGUGUAGUUAGCAGUGAAGGUCUUUUGUACAAAUUUUUCAGUAGUGUUUACGUUCCAUUUUUAAUGAAGAAAGUUGUUCGAGCUAGUGUAAUGGUCAUCUUCUUUGCGUGGCUGUGCUUCAGCAUUGCCAUUGCGCCAAAGAUUGACAUUGGGCUUGACCAAGAGCUGGCCAUGCCACAGGAUAGUUUUGUUUUACAUUACUUCCAGUCGUUGAACGAGAAUCUCAACAUCGGUCCGCCAGUGUACUUUGUCCUAAAGGGUGAUUUAGUUUAUACAAAUAGUUCGGAUCAGAAUCUAGUGUGUGCAGGUCAAUAUUGCAACGAUGACAGCGUGUUAACGCAAAUUUACCUAGCCAGUAGACACUCAAAUCAAACAUAUAUCGCUCGUCCAGCAUCAAGUUGGAUCGAUGACUACUUUGACUGGGCAGCAGCAGCAUCUUCUUGCUGCAAAUAUAAAAAGGACACUGGAGACUUUUGCCCACACCAAGAUACUUCCUGCUUGAGGUGUAAUAUCAGCAAAAAUUCCCUUAAACGGCCAGAGGAAAAAGAGUUUGAAAAGUAUUUGCCAUUUUUCCUCAAGGAUAAUCCGGACGACCAGUGUGCAAAGGCCGGCCAUGCCGCUUAUGGUGGAGGUGUUCGGUACUCCUACAGCCAUGAAAGACUGAACAUUGAGACGUCAUAUUUUAUGGCCUAUCACACCAUACUAAAAUCCUCGGCUGACUAUUUUCUAGCGCUUGAAUCGGCUAGAAAGAUAUCGGCAAAUAUCACGCAAAUGUUGCAGGGCAGAUUAAUUUCCAACGGAGUUCCUAUGCAAUCGGCCCUUACGGUCGAGGUUUUCCCCUAUUCAGUAUUCUAUGUGUUUUACGAACAAUAUUUAACCAUGUGGUCGGAUACGCUACAGAGCAUGGGUAUUUCAGUUCUUUCCAUUUUUGUUGUUACAUUCAUUUUAAUGGGCUUCGACGUUCAUUCCGCAUUAGUAGUUGUUAUUACGAUAACAAUGAUAGUUGUUAAUUUAGGAGGUUUAAUGUAUUAUUGGAACAUUUCUUUAAAUGCUGUUUCGCUAGUUAAUCUUGUUAUGGCCGUCGGAAUAUCCGUAGAAUUUUGUUCGCACUUGGUGCACAGCUUCGCUACUUCGAAAUCAGUGAGUCAAAUUGAUAGAGCAGCAGACAGCCUCUCGAAAAUGGGUAGUUCCAUUUUCUCCGGAAUUACUUUAACCAAAUUUGCAGGCAUUCUAGUGCUAGCUUUUGCUAAAAGUCAAAUAUUUCAAGUGUUUUAUUUCCGCAUGUACUUGGGCAUUGUGGUAAUAGGGGCGGCGCAUGGUCUGAUCUUUCUACCGGUUCUGUUAAGUUAUAUUGGGGCUCCUGUAAGUAAUGCUAGAUUAAGGUACCAUAAACAAGUUGCUGCUGCUGAACACGAGACAGCACUUGCGGGAAUUCUAUAAAUCAAUCCCAUAGUUGUAUUGAAAUAAUCUCAAAAAUAUUUUAAAUGUUAACCGGUUAAGGUACAAUAAAUAAUAAGAAAAAAAAACAA